AUGUCGACCGCGAAGAAGCUCCAGAGCAAGCUCUUCGGUGCUGGCAUUCCUGUCGGCCCUGGGGGACCUGUCACUGCUGCUGACUCUGCCAACGCCGCCGACGACUUUGGAUCUGGCGCCGCUACACCCACCACGGUCACCAGCGCCGAACCCCUCAAGAUCAACAUCCCGCCUGUCAAUCCUCCUACUGGUGAGACGCUGAACCAGCGCGCAAAGGAGCACCUGCCCAAGCGCCCAGCUCUGCAGCAGGAGAACCAGGCUACUGCACCAGAGAACCAGGGCUCGCCGCACCCCCACACUGGUGGAAGCGAGACUGAUACCCCUGGCCCUGCCGGGGAGAACAAGCUGACCUGUCAGUCUCAUCGCGAACGUCUGCAGCAGAACCUCGGACCCCGCUACCGAUCUGUCGAGGAGCAUAGGCUUGACCAGUCUGAUGGCUAUGCGGUACACUGGAAGCGCUGGGGACCCUACGUGUCCGAGCGACAAUGGGGUACCGUCCGUGAAGACUACUCUGCGAAUGGUGAUGCGUGGAACAGUUUCCCGUUCGAGAUGGCUACGAGCAGGGCGUAUCGAUGGGGUGAGGAUGGUAUGGCCGGUAUCUCGGACAACCACCAGAGGCUCUGUUUCACCCUUGGUCUCUGGAACGGGAAGGACCCGAUCCUCAAGGAACGGCUGUACGGUCUGAACGGAUCUCAAGGAAACCACGGCGAAGACGUCAAGGAGAUCUACUAUUACCUCGAUUCGACCCCGACCCACUCGUACAUGAAGUUCCUGUACAAGUACCCGCAGGGCGAGUACCCGUACAAGCAGCUGCAGGAGGAAAACCGGAACCGGAGCAGGGACGUGACGGAGUUUGAGUUGAUGGAUACGGAUCUGUUCGAUGAGGACAAAUACUGGGAUGUUUUCGUGGAGUACGCCAAAGACGAGGACAACGCAGACGCCAUGUCGAUCCGAAUCACCGCGUACAACCGAGGUCCCGAUGCCGCCGACCUGCACAUCCUCCCGCAGCUCUUUUUCCGGAACACCUGGUCCUGGACCAAGGAGAUGCCGGACAAGCGCCCUCACAUGGAUCAGGAGCAGGACGGUGUCAUCAACGCCUGGCACGACACCCUCGGUACCACCCGCCUCUACUGCACGCCCAGUCCCGCGCCUGCCGCGCCGGCCAAGGGCGGUGUCGUCCUCGUUGAUGGUCCCAGCGUCGUCCCAGAGCUGCUCUUCACGGAGAAUGAGACCAACUUUGAGCGACUCUACGGCGGCAAAAACAGGACCCCAUACGUCAAGGACGCGUUCCACGACCACCUCAUCCCCUCUCACCGCCCCAAGGAGCCCGAGCCGGAACGCGAGGCGAACGCGGGCCUCCCCAUGAAGUCCCCCAAAUCACCGGCUGUCUCCCUCCGCUCUCUGCCCGGAGACUCUACCGACCCCCUCUCGCCCCAAAACCGCACGCAGCGGUUGAAGGAGAACGGCGGAGACGGUAAUGACGCGCCACAUGUCGCUCCCCCACCCCGCCCGACUGCGGCGUCCGGCGCGAGGCGCUUCGUCAACCCCGACAAGACCGGUACGAAGGCUGCUGCGCACUAUCACUUCACCAACGUCCCCGGAAAGGGCGGCUGUGUGGUUGUUCGGCUCAAGAUGACCCCGAGUACGCCCGAAGAGGACCCCAGUAUCCUCGACGAGGAGAUGUAUGACGAUACGAUCGAGGAGAGGCGGAUGGAUGCGGAUGAGUUUUACGGAAGAAUCGCGAGGAACAGCGUUAGUGAUGAUUUGAGGAAUAUCAUGCGGCAGGCUCUGAGUGGGAUGCUGUGGUCCAAGCAGUACUACCAGUACAUCCAGAAGGAGUGGAUGGAGGGAGAUUCGGGACAGCCGCCACCCCCGCCCGAGCGGAAGUGGGUCAGGAACAGGGAAUGGAAGCACAUGUACAUCAACGACAUCCUCUCCAUGCCCGACAAGUGGGAGUACCCCUGGUUCGCCACAUGGGACACCGCAUUCCACUGCAUCCCGCUCGCCAUGGUCGAUCCCGCGUUCGCCAAGAAGCAGCUCGACCUCAUGACCCGAGAAUGGUACAUGAAGCCGGACGGUGCUCUGCCCGCCUACGAGUGGAAUUUCUCGGACGUCAACCCGCCCGUACACGCCUGGGCUACCUUCCGAGUCUUCAAGAUUGAACGAAAGUUCUUUGGUCGAGAGGACUUGGACUUCUUGGAGAGGGUGUUCCAGAAGCUUUUGUUGAACUUCACUUGGUGGGUGAACCGGAAAGAUGCCGACGGGAACAACGUCUUUGAAGGUGGUUUCCUCGGUCUUGACAACAUUGGUCCUUUCAACCGAUCGGAGCCGCUCCCUACUGGCGGAACCCUUCGACAGGCGGACGGUACGGCGUGGAUGGCGUUCUUCUGCCUGAACAUGCUGAGUAUCGCGCUGGAGCUGGCCAAGCACAACCCGACCUAUGAGGAUAUCGCUUCCAAGUUCUUCGAGCACUUUUUGUUCAUCUCGGACGCCAUGACUUUUGCCUCGAACGAAGAGCAAUUCUCGCUCUGGAACGAAGAGGACGGAUUCUACUAUGACGCCAUCCAGUGGGGCUACGGACACUCGCAGCAGCUGCCCGUCCGCUCCAUGGUCGGCCUCAUUCCCCUCUUUGCGACCCUUGUUCUCGAACCCGGAGUCAUCAAGCGCUUCCCGGGCUUCAAGAAGCGCAUGGAGUGGUUUAUUGAGAACAGGCCGGAUAUUUCGGACCGGAAUGUUGCGAGUCUGAAGGAGAGAGGAAAGGGCGAGCGGAGGCUGUUGGCGCUGGCGAGUAAGGACAGGCUGGUGCGCAUCCUGAAGAAGAUGUUGGAUGAGACGGAGUUCCUCAGUGAUUACGGAGUCAGAUCCAUGUCACUUUACCACAACGACCACCCCUUCUCGAUGAAUGUCAACGGGCAGGACUUUGGUGUCGCUUAUUGGCCUGGGGACUCUCGUUCGGCGAUGUUCGGCGGUAACUCCAACUGGCGUGGACCCGUCUGGUGCUGCGUAAACUUCCUCCUCAUCGAGUCCCUCCAGCGAUUCCACCAGUACUACGGCGAGACUCUCCAGGUCGAAUGCCCGACCGGUUCUGGCGACUACAUGAACCUCGCUGGUGCGGCCGAGGAGAUCCAGCACCGUCUCAUCCAUAUCUUCGCGAGGGACGAACAUGGACGGAGGGCUGUCAAUGGAGGUAAUCCCAAGUUGAACCGGGAUCCCCACUUCAGGGAUUACGUCCACUUCUACGAGUUCUUCCAUGGGAAUGAUGGUCGUGGAUUGGGCGCAAGUCACCAGACGGGAUGGACGGGUGUGGUUGCGUGGAGUAUCAUGCAGACCGGCGAGUACUGCCGAUUGCCCAAGACGCCAAGGACGCCCCGCAGUGUCGCCAAGCACUACUUUGACGAGCACAUCAACACGCCCAGCGAGUACGGGGACGGAUCGCUCUACUCUGCCUACUCGGACUUCUCCAACAUUGACCAACCGGAGCCGGAUGACUUGUAA
This is a messenger RNA of Dioszegia hungarica, 3495 nucleotides long. Its product is annotated as putative cytoplasm protein. NCBI's taxonomy places the organism in Eukaryota, Fungi, Basidiomycota, Tremellomycetes, Tremellales, Bulleribasidiaceae. Gene Ontology annotation, cellular component: endoplasmic reticulum membrane. The record is from RefSeq and is a predicted model, not a curated record. Gene Ontology annotation, biological process: oligosaccharide metabolic process; protein N-linked glycosylation. Gene Ontology annotation, molecular function: Glc3Man9GlcNAc2 oligosaccharide glucosidase activity. Bases 1 to 3495 code for a protein of 1164 amino acids. The transcript has 19 exons.